CCAUGGCUCAGUCCCCUCCCACCUAGUCAGGCUGAGGGCUGGGCAUUGUGGGGUGAGAGCGGACUCUGGCUGAAGAGCCAGCCCUGCCACAGCCAGGCAGAGAGCAGAGCACCCGAGCUGGAGGAGGAGGAGAAGGAGUGGUGGGGGGGCAGAGAGGAAGCCAGGACCAAGGGGCAGUGCCCCCCACCCCACCCUAAGGGACACCAUGCCAGUUGCCACAGCCAAAGUGGCAGCCAGGUUGGCCCAGGGGGUCACGGCGAAAAGAGCGGCGGUGGCACUGCUGGUGGCGGCGUAUGGAGCCAAGAAGUUGUACCCAGUCCUGCGGCGACAGUGGGCUUCCUCUGACCUCCAAGUGAAUGCCAACUCAGCAGGGCACCACAGUGCUGAAGAGCCAGCCUCCAAGUGGGGGGCAGCUGAUGAGGUGGCAGCAUCUCCACCCGGGGUGAACAGGGUGUUUUUCUUCCGCCUGCUGCGCCUGCUGAGGUUGCUGUUCCCUGGGCCACUGUGCCGUGAAACGGGGCUCCUGGCCUUGCACUCGGCCGCCCUAGCCAGCCGCACCUUCCUCUCGGUCUACGUGGCCCAGCUGGACGGGCGCCUGGCCCGCUGCAUCGUCCGCAAGAACCCGCAUGACUUUACGUGGCAGCUUCUUCAGUGGCUGCUCAUAGCCCUGCCUGCCACAUUUGUCAACAGUGCCAUUCGAUACCUAGAAGGGCAGCUGAGCUUGGCCUUCCGCGGACGUUUAGCGGACCAUGCCUAUCGGCUCUACUUUGAGGGCCAGACCUACUACCGCGUCAGCAACAUGGACGGACGCCUGCGCAACCCGGACCAGUCUCUCACGGAAGAUCUGGUGGCCUUCGCCAACUCCGUGGCUCACCUCUACUCGAACCUGACCAAGCCGGUGCUGGAUGUGAUUGUCACUUCCUAUACCCUGCUCAGCUCGGCCAGAUCGAAAGGAGCCGACACAGCCUGGCCCUCGGUCAUUGCCGGCCUGGUGGUCUGCAUCACUGCCAAGGUGCUGCGUGCCUGUUCGCCAAAGUUUGGCCAGCUGGUGGCUGAAGAGGCACGUCGGAAAGGGGAGCUGCGCUACAUGCAUUCCCGGGUGGUCGCCAACUCGGAAGAGAUUGCUUUCUAUGGGGGCCAUAAGGUGGAGUUGUCCCUUUUGCGGCGCUCUUAUCGUGAGCUGGCCUCCCAGAUCAAUGUGCUGCUCCUGGAAAGGCUCUGGUAUGUCAUGCUGGAGCAGUUCCUCAUGAAGUACGUGUGGAGCGCCGCCGGGCUGGUCAUGGUAGCUGUGCCAAUCAUCACCGCCACUGGCUACUCUGAGACAGACCCUGAGGCAGUGAAGCAAGCUGCGCUGGACAUGGAGGAGAAUGAGCUGGUGAGCCUGAGAACCGAAGCCUUCACCACAGCACGGAGUCUACUGAAUGCAGCAGCUGAUGCCACAGAGAGAGUCAUCUCUUCUUACAAAGAGGUGACUGAGCUGGCCGGGUACACUGCUCGCGUACAUGAGAUGUUCCAAGUGUUUGAAGAGGUGAAAGCCUGCAACUUCCGGCGCCCUGGAGAACUUGAGGAGGGUCAGGCUCAUGCUGGGAGAGUGAUGAAGCAUGGCGUACGGGUAGAAGGGCCGCUCAAGAUCCAAGGACGUGUGGUUGAUGUUGACAAUGGAAUUGUCUGUGAAAACAUCCCCAUCAUCACCCCCACUGGAGACGUCGUGGUCACCAGCCUCAAUAUUCGGGUGGACGAGGGCAUGCACCUGCUGAUCACUGGCCCAAAUGGCUGCGGGAAGAGCUCACUGUUCCGGAUCCUGGGGGGACUCUGGCCGACCUAUGAAGGCACCCUCUACAAGCCACCCCCACAUCGUAUGUUCUACAUUCCACAGAGGCCGUACAUGUCCGUGGGAACCCUACGAGACCAGGUGAUCUACCCAGACACUGCAGAGGACAUGGCACGGAAAGGGAAGACGGACGCUGACUUGGAGCGGAUCCUGGGCAUUGUCAACUUGAACUACAUUGUGCAGCGUGAGGGAGCCUGGGAAGCAGUCAGCGACUGGAAGGAUGUGCUCUCUGGUGGCGAGAAGCAGCGCAUGGGGAUGGCCCGCAUGUUCUACCACAGGCCAAAGUACGCUCUCCUGGAUGAAUGCACCAGUGCUGUCAGCAUUGAUGUAGAAGGCAAGAUCUUUCAGGCUGCAAAGGAUGCUGGGAUAGCAUUGCUCUCGAUCACCCACCGACCUUCACUCUGGAAGUACCACACCCACCUCCUGCAGUUUGACGGGGAGGGGGGCUGGCGUUUUGAGAAGCUGGACCCCGCAGCCCGUCUCUCCCUGCGAGAGGAGAAGCAGCGCCUGCAGCAGCAGCUGGCCGGAGUCCCCAAAAUGCAGCAGCGUCUCAGUGAACUUUGCCAAAUCUUGGGUGAAGAUACAGCCUCUCCAGUGGGACACAUCCGAGAGAGCCAGGCACCCUGAAGCACCCCCUCACCGUUCCUGCCCCGGCCCACGCGGCUGAGUACUCAGUAAGAGGAUCCCGGCUGCUUUCCUUUCCUCCUGGGAGCUGCAGAAGAAGGCCGGCUGUUGCCCUGGCUGCUGAAGGAAGAGUCACGUUUUCUCUGCUGGGGCAUCGCUUAUUUCUGGCACCUGUUGACCGUGCCCUUCGCCACCUUCUCUCACUAGCCUGCCUCGUUCUAGGACUGGAGGGAGGGAAUGGGUCACCCCGUCCUGACAAGUGACUCCGAAGUUUUCUCUCUCACACACACACACACCUCACACACACAGUGCCUGAAUAUCCCAAGAUAGUAACGCCAAAGCGUGGGUUUUGUUGCCCCACUGCCAUUCUCUGCCCUCUGCAUCUGUGGGUGUUUUGGAGUGAGCUUCCAGCAUCAGCCACACCUCAGAGGCCUGGGAGGUUCAGCGGGACCGCUCUCCGCCUUUGUCCACACAAAACAGCCGCACAACAUUUGAUACGAAUCCAAGCCAUGAAUGUAGCUCUUGCACCUUUCUCCCUGGUGGCCUCCUUUUUGCCACAACUGGGCUGUAGAAGCUGGUUGCAUAGGGCAGCACCAAACCCCCCUCCCCUCCAGCCUUCGCCCCCUGAGCUCCACUUGAGGAAGGCCUGCCUCCUUACCUGGACACCAGGUGGGUGACAUGGCAGCCAAGGGAGCAAGUCAGGAAAUCCGUGUUGCUCUAGAUCAGUAAUUUUCAACAGUUCUUUCUGAAACCUUGCUGUUCUUCAGAACUUACAGAGAGCUUCCCCAGUGAGAAGAUGGGUAAGUUAUGCAGGGCAAGCGGUCAAAAAACCUCAUCACGACCUCUUUGACUGACCUUCCACAACUGUUUCAGAAUGUGGGGUUGGUUCAUUCUUCUGGGGCAACAGUUUAGGUCUGCCUCAUGCCCUUACAAACGGAGUGUGUGGCCUAAGAUGCCUCUCACACUGCAGGGAUCCCAGACACAAAUUGGGUCCUCAGCAGAUAAGCCAAUAUGGAGUCCCCUGAGGUGGGAAGCCUUGAAAGCCACAGUCCUGGGCUGUCUCGGGACCCCCUUAUGCAACUCUGUAGAACAUAAAGCCCUUCCUGAGGCUUUGUCCUUGUGGCUUCUAAUACUUUAGUCCCUUAAUUUUGAGGGACUGGUCUACCCUGUGAAGGCCAGCAGAAGGCCCUGUGCCAUUUGCUUAGGGCACUUUCUAUGGGGACUUGCUGAGACUUGCUUUCCAUACAGCUGUCCUUCAGGACUUGUUCUCCUUGAAAUAGCAGGAAUUCUCCUGGGGUCAUUUCCCCCCGUUUUCUAAAGCAGGGUGGAGGUGGAGGUAGAGAAAGAGAAAGAGAUGUUUUCGUAUACAGACAACAAGGCCUCAGCCAGUGAAGCUGCAUUAGUUCAACUGCACAGCAUAUAUCCACAUUAGGAGGAGUGCAGCAAUUUGGGUCUUGCCAUGUGCGUGAUGCGAUGGAGAGAGGGAGCAUGUGGCAAAGGAACUAGGAUUGCUGGUUGUCCCCUAUUUCACUUAUGCCAGUGUUAGUCUGCACAGAUGUGUCUAUUCUUAAAAACUGAGCCGCCUUUUAAUUAGUCAUGAAGGUGAUUGCUGCUGUUGUUGUUACUGUUGUUGUUGUUGUUGUUGUUGUUAGAAGACUCACUGCCAGUUGUGUUUUCCACGUGAAAUAACAGACCAGCAAGCUAUUAAUGAUGUGUGCUCCCAUGUCCUUUAAAUGCACAUUUAGCUACAGCCAUCACACAGUUAAUUGUUUUAAAUAUUUCAUCCAUUGGCUUUGAUGGUGGGACAUCAGGGUUUGCCUCAUGUACUAGGUUCUCUCCCCUCUGCCCUUUUGCACGGGUAUUUCCUCCUCUCCCCGCUUGCCUCCCUUUCCCAAUCCUGCUGCUUCCAAGCACACCUCAUCUUCCUAAGAAAGCGAAGAAGAUGCAUGGUUGCUUAGAGGAAAUGAACCCUCGGCUCUCCCUUCGUGAAACAUCUUGCGCUGGCCUGCAGUCAUGCGGCCUACCAUGCUUGGCCCUUGGACUUAACUGGCGGCAGCAGAGUCUGGCAAACCACCCACUGUGUUAACUUUCCCACAGUGCUCCAGAGUGCCUGACUUAGCAGCACUUUGCAUGGUAUGCAGCAACUCAGGCCCAGCGGCUGCUGACACAUAAGGCCUUAGCCAGAGGGGAGGGGGCUCUUCCGAGGGGGGAUCAGAGCUGUAACCCGCAUUGGCUACAUAUCUGUUCUUGCAAAAAACAGAGCAGGAGGCUUUAUAUGACAAUGAGGCUGGUAGGCUGCAUUAAGCUGGGUGGCAGCUCUGUGCCCAGGGACACCUGGCAACUGACCCUCUGGCACCCCACGCCCCAUAGGACUGGCACCUGGAACCCUGCUUGUCCUAUGGGGGAGCCAUCCCGGAUUGGAAUAGACACAUUGCUCUCAAAUGGCAUGUUGCUUCUGGAGGAGUAAAACCACAGCUUGGCAGCCCACAACCUGCAGGAUUCAUACAACCCUCCUGAGGCUCCCUGUGCCCCAUGAAAUCACCACUUCCAAAUUUUGACGUCAUUAUGAAGGGAGGAUCAUCUUGAGAUGCUAACAAGGGAAGCAAGUUCAUACAGUGUUUUGCAGGCUCUGCUGCCUAGUCCAGCCAUGUUCACAGAGAGGCCACCUCAGUCAGAGUGUGCUCACAUCUUCAGAGAACCAGAUAAAUUCUUAACAUAAUUUCAGUCAACUAGUACAAUGAGUUUUCCUUUCCUCAAGGGCAAUUGCUGACAUUUUACAAAGCACAAGGCCCGUGUCGCCAGCCAAUUUGGGCACUGGGGAGGUCAUUUCAUGCCCCACACAUCACCACCAUACCCAGCGUCUUUUAAGUGCCACACUGGGGUUCUUAUUUAAUUUUUUUUUUAAUCUGUAUUCUGCUUUUUUACAAAAGUAAAUUCCAAGUUGCUUACAACAAUCAAAUAUACAAACCAGAAAACCAAGUCCACAAAAAUGCAUCAAACCCCAUAAAAUACCAGCAUCACAAAAACAAAUGGAUCUGCACCUGUUAAGGAAAGAGAUGGUAACAACCUGACAGAGUAAAACUGCACUCCUUUAGUUUGCUGGCAGUCAUCUCCUUAAAUAUAUUAACACAUAUAUGCUUUCCUGUGAAAUUUUUUUAAGCAAACAGCAGAGCAAAGAGAAAGCUGAAAGAAACUUGCUCCAUGUUGUGUUAGUUUUAUACUUGCUGGGAGCUUGUGUACGUGUGACCAUCCAAAGAGAGUGCCCCCACCAGAAGUUAGAAGUAGUACAGCCCACUCUGCCACAUUCUUCUGCAUGUGUGUAUGUUGCCAUUGCUUUCUCCUGUAUCUGCUUCUGAUUUGCUCUCUAUGUUUGCAAGUCUCGUCAUUGCUGCAGCUUCCUGCAAGCCUUGAAAAGAGAGCCUGGAAGUUCAGGGCUGUUGUGUUUUCUCUCGCUCUCGCUCUCAUGAGCAGCUCCUUGUAUCGGCCGCCAUUGCCUAGGGGAGCAGCAGCAACACAGGUUCUUCUUUCGUUCCUGAUCACAGACCUGCCUGGCUUAGCUAUUCCAGCCAAAUUUUAAGGCAAGCCAUUUGCAAGUGUGUGCAUAGCAACACCACAAUCCCAUUGGAGGGAAAAUAAAAUCUCUGCAUUGUUCAUUCUGGAACAGCUCUGAAACCCUAUAAAUACAUGCGAAGAGAUGGGACUUCCCAAUUGCUGAUUUAUUUAAUUGUAGUAUGCCUGUGUGUUUUGUAAGAUGUUUGUAAAACUUAUUUCUGAAUUGUCUUCGGACCAUCUUUUUAUUUUUAGCCUGCCAUCCACUUCAUGCCCUUCCCAGUAUGAAAGCCCCACAAGUAAACAAUGUGAUACUAUUGCCUGGCAAGGGGGGGGGAGCCAGAGUUUGUGCCAUGGAGGGCUGAGCAUGUGUCAAAAUUCUCAGUGGAAUGAGGCUGUUCCCAUCUGCUGGCUCUGAUGUCAGAAUUUUACAAAACUAUGCAACAAAGACUUUCUUUCUCUGCUGUUAUGUACGUGCAAAACUGCCAUCCCACUCCCCCUUUCUCCUACCCUCACAGUGCCUUUUAUGCUGGCAGAAGCCAGGUUUAUUCAGAUGCUGAUAAUAAAAAUAUUAUAGAUCACAAACA
Molecule: messenger RNA, 6591 nt
Organism: Podarcis muralis (Common wall lizard)
Lineage: Eukaryota; Metazoa; Chordata; Lepidosauria; Squamata; Lacertidae
Gene: ABCD1
Product: ATP binding cassette subfamily D member 1
Biological process (GO): very long-chain fatty acid catabolic process; peroxisome organization; long-chain fatty acid import into peroxisome
Cellular component (GO): peroxisomal membrane
Molecular function (GO): ATP binding; ABC-type transporter activity; ATP hydrolysis activity
Source: RefSeq, a predicted model, not a curated record